This is a messenger RNA of Penicillium digitatum Pd1, 1458 nucleotides long. The record is from RefSeq and is a predicted model, not a curated record. NCBI's taxonomy places the organism in Eukaryota, Fungi, Ascomycota, Eurotiomycetes, Eurotiales, Aspergillaceae.
AUGGCUGAUGGUGGCUCAUAUGAAGGUGCCCCUCCGUCAGGGUACCCUGGUGGUCCUCCUGCAGCCUUACAGGCUGGUGGAUUGCAGAGUCAACAGCCCCAGUACUCGGCUUUUUCAGGAUCCCCAGCCCCUCAGGGAUCGAACCAGGCACCACAAUGCCCUAGUCAGGGAGCUCAAUACUCCGGUGGCCAGGGCCGUCCUGAACCUUCACCUGGACCACCAAGUGGACCGCCGCUAGGCCAGUAUGGCGCACCAGGCGGUGCCCCUCACGCUGCAGUCUCCCCGGCUACCCAGCAGCAGGUCGCAGCUUACCGAUCGCUUUUGAUUUCCACGAUUCAAGAGAAUAAUCUCCAAAGCUUCUACCCCCCGGAGCGACUGGAUCGGCUUGUUCAGACGCUUGCCAUCGAAGCACCGUGCAAGCUCAAUAAGCUGAUUCAGGAAUGGGCCGUGCCUAUGGAGGUUGCAUCAGAUGUCAUGAAGCUCGCGCUGUUCGACGUGAUUCUUUACGUGGAUGACAGUGGAUCCAUCGAAUUCGAAGAGAAGGGACUCCGAAAGGAUCAACUCAGACAGAUCCUCGGCAUCGUCGCUACUGCUGCAUCUACCUUCGACCAGGACGGUAUUUCUAUCCGAUUCAUGAACUCUAGUGAGGUGGGCGAUGGCAUUCGGAAUGCAGAUGAUGUCAACCGUCUAGUUUCCCGAGUCCGUUUCUCGGGUCUGACCCCCCUGGGCACCAACCUGAAGACCAAGGUCAUCGACCCGAUGGUCGUUCAACCCGCCCAGGCCAACCGUCUCGAGAAGCCCGUGCUGGUGAUCACCAUAACCGACGGACAGCCUGCCGGUGAGCCUCUCGGUGCCGUGAGUGAUGUCAUUCGUUACGCAGUGGAGGAGACCACGCGGACCCGUCAUGGCCCCAGCUCCGUAUCCUUCCAAUUUUCGCAGGUGGGAACUGAUCAGCGGGCUCGCGAUUUCUUGGGCUCUCUGGACCAGGACCCUCAUAUUGGCCACCUGAUUGACUGUACCUCCAACUUCGAGGUUGAGCAGGAUGAGAUGUCCCGUGCUAACCCGCCCGUGCAUCUCACUCGCGAGCUUUGGUGUGCCAAACUAAUGCUCGGCGCUAUCGAUUCCUCCUACGACACCAAGGAUGAGCGAGACAACCAACGUCGUGGUGGACCUCCACCUGCAUCGGUAAGCCAGUACGGAGGAGGCUACGGUCAACCUUCGCCAUCCCAGGGCCAAGCUCAGCCUCCUUAUGGUCCGCCCCCUGAUGCCCCGCCGACUUCGUACGGUUCCCAGUCCGGCUACCCACUCCAGGGUGGUCAAUGCCAACAGCAACUUCCUCAGCAGCCCCCCUGCCCGGGAUCGCGUGGAUAUGGCCAACAGCAACAGCAACAGCAACCAUAUGGGUAUGGUUCACAGCCUGGAUCUGGCUACCAGUAUGGUGGACAGCCACGUUAUUGA